Molecule: messenger RNA, 7065 nt
Organism: Mauremys mutica (yellowpond turtle)
Lineage: Eukaryota; Metazoa; Chordata; Testudines; Geoemydidae
Gene: ABL1
Product: ABL proto-oncogene 1, non-receptor tyrosine kinase
Exons: 12
Coding region: 1545-4982 (1145 amino acids)
Biological process (GO): regulation of apoptotic process; protein phosphorylation
Molecular function (GO): protein binding; ATP binding; non-membrane spanning protein tyrosine kinase activity
Source: RefSeq, a predicted model, not a curated record
GGGGGGGCCCCCGGCCCCUUAGCCCGCCUCACCCGUCAGUGCCCCCGCUCCCCCCAGACGGCAGCCUUGCCCCCACCCCUCCGGGGUCCCCUCCCUGCCCUCCACCCCAAGGGGCUUCCCCGCUCCUCAGACUAGGCCUUGACUCCCCCGCUUUGAUUCCUCUCUACCCCCCCCCAGGUGUGUGAUCUCCCCUCCCCCCCCCAGCGCUGAGCAGCCCCCUCUUUGUUUCCUCCCCCCACCCCAGACUGGGGUUUGACACCCUCUCCCUGAGGUUCUGCCCCUUGUCCUAUUGGAGUUCUGGCCCCCGGGACCAUUCAGGGCAUGUGAGGAUUAGGGUUCUUGGCCUCUCUAAUUCCCAUGUCAAGCUUUGGGAUGAGCAGAAGCCAUAGCCUUGCUAUAACUCACCAAGCAGGCCUUUCAAAGCGUUAAGCUCCCCAAUUGGGAUGAAGCCAGCCCGGUCACCCCAGCUUGACCUUUUCUGGCUGCUGUGCAGAAACCUUCCUCCUGGAGAGCAUCACUGGACUAACGCCUCUUUCCUGCCACCAGCAUUGAAUGGCCAGAGUAGAGUGGCAUCUAUAUCCUUCAUGAACAAUAAGGAACAAGCCAGGGUUGGCUUCUCUGCCUUAUAAGCAGCAAGCUGGUGCAGAUGGGUAAUUCGUUACCCAUGUUAUCGUGAUGAUUGUUAUUGCUUCUGCUCCAAAAUGAUCCUGAAGUGCCCAAUCACCUGCUUCACUUUACCCAGUGCAUCGGAGAGGUAGCAGUGGUAAGAGUGGCAGAAAACCUGUUAUCGGAGAAGGCAGAUCUGUUGGGCUUGGAUGACUGCAAGUUCCACUGAAACACCCCCCCUCACUCAAAAAUCAUUAUGGAUCCUCAAAGAAUUUGAACUGUCUGCACCUUGUUUGUUUGGAAAUCUAAAAUGACUCUAACACACUUGACUCUCUCUGACUUUAGUAAUACUUGAAGCCAAAUCACUGGCUUUUUGGCCUUUAUUAACUAAGUGCUAUGCAAAAGAAAAGGAAAAAAAGAAACCUUGACACUGAUUGCAAUGGGAAUGACUAUUUCCUGCCUGGGUGACCCUAUAUGUGGUUUUCUUAUUGGUAAGAUGAACUAGUUCCCACUUACUCAGUGGAAGACUUAUUACAGACAAGAACUUGAAACUUUGGUAACAUUUGUUGUAGCUACUAAGUAAAUGGAACAUCUUAUAACUCACAGCUUUGCAUAAAGCCACCUGAAGAGUCUUGUUGCAGUUUUUAAAGUGUGGAAAGAAUCUGUGCACCUGACUGAACUCUCUGCUUAAAGUGAGCAGUUUGCUGAUGCAGUAAACGCAUCAAACACACACAUCUAAAAUAUUAUUUUACUUCCAAAUUCUUUGCCAACCUGGAAGAUCAGGGAUCUCCGUCUCCACACCCUUCUUGUCCUGGGAAAGAUUGCCUAUCGUUACUUUAUGGGGCAGCAGCCUGGAAAAGUUCUUGGGGACCAGAGGAGGCCAAGUCUGCCUGCCCUGCACUUUAUCAAAGGAGCAGUGAAGAAAGAAUCAUCUAGGCAUGGAGGCCCACAUUGCAAUGUCUUCGUGGAACACGACAAGGCCAAUGUGGACAGACCUUAAGUACAGCAAUGAGAGAGUCCCAUAUUUACCAUUAUGGGGAGAGACUGAAAAGAAGGAUUCUGCCAUGUUAUUCGCAAGGAAUUUUUCAGAAGCCCUUCAGAGGCCAGUAGUAUCCGAUUUUGAGCCUCAGGGUCUGAGUGAAGCAGCCCGUUGGAACUCCAAGGAAAACCUCCUGUCUGGUCCUAGUGAAAAUGACCCCAAUCUUUUUGUUGCACUAUAUGAUUUUGUGGCGAGUGGGGACAACACUCUCAGCAUAACUAAAGGUGAAAAGCUCCGUGUCUUGGGCUACAAUCAUAACGGGGAAUGGUGUGAGGCCCAAACAAAGAAUGGGCAGGGCUGGGUACCAAGUAACUACAUCACCCCAGUGAAUAGUUUGGAGAAACAUUCCUGGUACCAUGGACCAGUGUCGCGUAAUGCCGCCGAGUACCUGCUGAGCAGCGGAAUCAAUGGCAGCUUUCUGGUGCGGGAGAGCGAGAGCAGCCCAGGACAGAGGUCUAUAUCACUGAGAUACGAGGGAAGGGUGUACCACUACAGGAUAAACACUGCAUCUGAUGGAAAGCUGUAUGUCUCCUCAGAGAGCCGCUUCAACACUUUGGCAGAGUUGGUCCAUCACCAUUCGACUGUAGCAGAUGGGCUCAUCACCACUCUACACUACCCAGCACCCAAGCGCAACAAGCCCACUAUCUACGGAGUGUCUCCAAACUAUGACAAGUGGGAGAUUGAGAGAACCGACAUCACCAUGAAGCACAAACUUGGAGGGGGCCAGUAUGGAGAGGUGUAUGAAGGAGUGUGGAAGAAAUAUAACCUUACAGUGGCUGUGAAGACCUUAAAGGAGGACACCAUGGAGGUAGAAGAGUUCUUAAAAGAAGCCGCAGUCAUGAAAGAGAUCAAGCAUCCUAACUUGGUGCAGUUAUUAGGGGUAUGUACACGGGAACCUCCGUUCUACAUCAUCACAGAGUUCAUGACUUAUGGGAAUCUGUUGGAUUAUCUGCGCGAGUGUAACCGGCAGGAGGUGAAUGCUGUGGUGCUACUGUACAUGGCGACUCAGAUCUCCUCAGCCAUGGAGUACCUGGAGAAGAAAAACUUCAUUCACAGGGAUCUUGCUGCCAGAAACUGCCUUGUAGGGGAGAACCACUUGGUGAAGGUGGCAGAUUUUGGUCUGAGCAGGCUGAUGACAGGUGAUACAUACACUGCCCAUGCUGGAGCCAAGUUCCCAAUCAAGUGGACUGCGCCAGAAAGUCUGGCUUACAACAAAUUCUCCAUUAAGUCUGACGUCUGGGCCUUUGGUGUCCUGCUAUGGGAAAUUGCAACAUACGGCAUGUCCCCUUACCCUGGAAUUGACCUGUCUCAGGUGUACGAGCUGUUGGAGAAAGACUACCGCAUGGAGCGGCCUGAAGGUUGCCCUGAGAAAGUCUAUGAGCUCAUGAGAGCAUGCUGGCAGUGGAGCCCUUCUGAUAGGCCCUCGUUUGCUGAAAUCCACCAAGCAUUUGAAACGAUGUUUCAAGAAUCCAGCAUAUCCGACGAGGUGGAGAAAGAGUUGGGGAAAAAAGGCAUGAGAAGUGUAGUGAGUAACUUCCUGCAGGCUCCAGAACUACCGACCAAAACGAGAUCAUCCAGGAGAGCUGCUGAAAGCAAAGAUGCCAGUGAGAACACGGAGAUGGCGCAUCCUAAAGGACAAGGGGAAUGUGACCCUCUGGAGCAUGAACCUGCUGUUUCUCCCUUGCUCCCGCGGAAGGAAAGAGUUGCCCUGGAGAGCAGUUUAAAUGAAGAUGAGCGGUUGCUUCCAAAAGACAAAAAGACCAACCUCUUCAGUGCCCUUAUCAAGAAGAAGAAGAAGACUGCCCCUGCCCCUCCGAAACGCAGCAGCUCCUUCCGGGAGAUGGACGGCCACCCGGACCGCAAGGGUGGGGGGGAGGAUGAAAGCAGGGACGCCAGCAAUGGGGCUUUCAUCAUGCCCCCUGCAGAUGCCAUGGAUGCCUCAAAGUGCCAGGGUCCGAGCAAUGGGGCUGGAGUCACUAACGGAGCCGUCACUGGGAACUCGGGCUUUUUAUCCCCUCACCUGUGGAAAAAAACCAGCGCCAUGACUAGCAGCCGGCCGACAACUGGCGAAGAAGAGUGUAGUUCUAAUGCCAGCAAGCGCUUCCUGAGGUCCUGCUCAGCAUCGUGCGUACCCCAUGGAGCCAAGGACACGGAGUGGAAAUCCGUGACGCUGCCCAGGGAUUUACAGUCCACAGUGAGGCAAUUUGAUUCCUCCACCUUCGGCGGGCACAAGAGCGAAAAGCCAGCCCUGCCUCGGAAGCGGGCGAAUGAGAACAAGACGGAUCUUGCCGUCAGGGGGACGGUGACGCCCCCUCCCCGGCUGCUGAAGAAAAAUGAAGAGACGACUGACGAUGUGUUCAAAGACACAGAGUCCAGCCCUGGCUCCAGCCCACCCUCUCUGACACCAAAACUUGUACGCAGGCAACCUAUAAUCGCUUCUUCCUCCAGCCUGUCCCACAAGGAUGAUGGCAUCAAAUCCAGUGCCUUAGGUACCACUGGGAUGGCAGACCAAGGUCCUACCGUCAAACCCAACUCUGCUGGGGUUGUGGUUGCCAGCAAGGCUUCCACGGAGGAGCCAAGGAUGAGGAGGCUCAAGCAGACUUCCGAGUCAUCAGGAAAGGACAAGGUGAAGUUAUCAAAGCUUAAACCGGCUCCUCCGCCUCCGCUCUCCUCAGCUUCCAUUGGGAAGCCUGGAAAAUCAUCCCACGGCCCCAGCCAGGAAGCAGCAGAUACAGGGUCUGGUACUAAAUCUAAACAGUUGACUCAGGUUGCAGACAGUAUAAGCAGUGAUGUCGCCAAGCCAAACCAGUUAGGGGAGGGUGUAAAAAAGCCUGGGCUCCCCUCUGUACCAAAGCCACAGUCCUCCACAAAGCUGCUGCUGACCACAGCGGCCCCAGCCCCCUCGUCCCCAUCUGCUCCAAGCGGAGACCAGCCAUCGUCAACAGCCUUCAUCCCUCUCAUAUCCACCAGAGUCUCCUUGCGCAAAACCCGCCAGCCUCCAGAGAGGAUAGCCAGCGGCACCAUCACCAAGGGAGUGGUAUUGGAAAGCACUGAGGCCCUGCGCAUUGCCAUUAACAAAAACUCCGAACAAAUGGCGAGCCACAGCGCCGUCUUGGAGGCCGGCAAAAACCUCUACACGUUCUGCGUGAGCUAUGUGGACUCCAUCCAGCAGAUGAGGAACAAAUUUGCCUUCCGCGAGGCCAUCAACAAGCUGGAGAAUAACCUUCGGGAGCUCCAGAUCUGUCCGGCCACCGCUAGCAGCGGCCCUGCAGCCACGCAGGACUUUAGCAAACUUCUCAGCUCGGUGAAAGAAAUCAGCGAUAUUGUUCAGAGGUAGCAGAAGCCAGGUAACACCUUUUUUUUUAUUUUUUUAUAACAGGCCAAAGCCAACUGCAGAGAGAACUACAGCAUACGCGCAAUGGUAGACUGACAAAGAACCCAGGGGCCUUCAUUAUAGGGAUGUGCAAAAGGCACAGACUGGGGAACAGCCCUACUGCCUAAAGUAGGGUGUUCAUCAAGAUGCACUUUUCUCCCUUUCACCGAGGUGCCCCGUAUCUCUCGUACUCAAAAUCCUCUGGUCUGUGGAGUUCUUGCCUUGUGGACUACAGGUCUAAAUGCUGAGGUCACACCAGGCCUUUUUAUAAUAUUUUAUUGUUUUGGACGGAGCUUUAAGAUGGAACCCGAACUGAUGGACACUGAUACUCUGCCCUCCUCCUGGAGGAUUUCCUACUGCAAUUUGAUUCCCUCCCCCUGCCUCUGUUGUACAUGAGGAUGAGUGUUUGAAUAGCAAUAUACACCCUGCUUUCCUGGGGUCACAGUGUCCCCUCCCCCGCAGACACAUACAAUGCACAUUUGAAGGUGGCGGGGGAGUUAUUAAUGAAACUUAGUCAUGAAACAGAACACUACGAAAUACGUUUACGAAACUCCUCCCUGUGGUUCUGUCGGUGACCCUUAGCUGCUGGUCAAGGAAUCCGUCUUUCCUCGUGUCCAGGAGCCCCUGACGAUUGAGUUCGGAAUGGCGCGGAUGGACGCUGUGAAUGCAGCGGUACAGGAGUCCAUUUGUGGGUCCCUUUUGGUAACGAUAAAGGAGUGAAGUUAUAGAGGAAGAGCACAGCCGUGCUUUGUAGAUGCACAACUCUAGCCAGGCUCAGGCUUGGGGGAAUGGCAGAUCCUUUGUGAGAGCAGUGAGCUGACUGCAUCACUGAAUGAGGAAGAGAAGGAUGGCAACAGGGGGAGGUGAAUUAGGAUGAGUUUAAAGAUACCACUGUGCCUCCAGUAGUGGUUCUGGUUGAGUCUGUGCAUCCCCAAUGUGCCUCAGCAGAGCUGUUUGUCUAGUUAAAUUUCCAGCCACGCAAUUACGUGGGAGUAAUGAGCUCAGAUAAGGGCUACAUCAGACCUGGACGGGGCCCGCUCCUACAGUCCCUGUUGGAAGAGGAAAGCAGCUUGUGGCGAGCCCUUCCUUUCAGUGUCUGUACAAAAUACCACUGAACAGUUUAAAAUCUAUACAUAGGGGUUUGGAGUAGUUUAUUUAAUUCCAGUGGAAACACUGAUCACCCUAAUGAUUGGGUGGUUCUGUCCAGGAUUAAGCAGGGAUCGGAGAAGCCUGCGGACACCUUUUGCCCUGGGUGCACCUCUCAAGGGAGCAGUCUAAGGAUGCCACAAACUUCUGAAACCAUGACUCCUGGGCAGCUUUUCCCAGUUCACUUUGACCUUCCCAAUUAAUCCAGUGGAUUUGGGGACUAACUGUGACUCUUUGUGUUAUUGAAAGGACAAGACUUUAAGACAAUUAACAGUGCAAUUUAACUCCUUUCAACUCUGGCCAAGAGAAGAAAGCAAUCUCCCCACCCCAUUCCCUCAGUAUCUCCUGUGAAACCCCACCAUGUGUAUCUUAAACACUAAUUGCUUUCCAUGAGAUUUUAUUUUUCCUCUUUACAAACUGCUUGUUUUGUAGAUUUCUGAUUGUUCUUCUCUAUGCUCACACCAUUCUCACCCCCGCAGAUCACCUUGGCUUAACUCAUGACAGUAAAAUAAAACAAAACAAAACACCAUAGGCUGCCUUUACAAAAUACAAACAUACAUGCAACAAAAAACCCACAAGCAAAAAAAUAAAAACAACCCACCCCACCAAAAAAACACCCCUUGGACUAUCUCUUUUCUGAGGUACUGUUUUAACGUUGUUGAUAACAUAUUGUGCCACUAUAUUAUACAUUUGUAUCUCAGUAUUACACACUUUUGUAGACUUGUCUUUUUUACAAUGUGUAAAUAGCUCUGUCCUUCGUUUCUGUAAUACCAAAGGGGCUGUUUCCCCUUUAUUUUGGUCCAAUACAGAUUGUUUCUGUACGUGGCUCUCGCUCUGAUUUUUAUUUUUUGGGGGGGUUAUUUUUUAUUCUGCGCUCUCUUGCAUAGUAUAUUUAAAAAUA